UCCCCCGUCUUUAUCGGUAGUGUUGUCCACCUGGUAUUCUGAACAGAACACAGACCUCUCCUCUCCCUCCGUAGAAUGUGACUCUUCUUUCUCCUGCCCGAGAAACUCAUUACUUCUAUCGGCUUCUCCACGACAUCCACGAAACCCCAACUCUGAGUUAUACGAUGUCUCUCUUCAUCCUUGCACUGUGCGUGUGCACGGCCACAAUGACCUAUGCCUCUACGGCUGAUGACUGGUGCUACACUGGCUGUGAUCACACGCCAACAAAGUGGCCCGAAUUGGCGGGGACCUACUGUGGGGGCCACAGGCAGUCCCCCAUCAACAUCGCCAGCAGCAGCGCAGUCACCGACCCAGAGCUCCACGACUUCACCUUCACCAACUUCACCGCCCAACACGCUCUGGACGUGCUGGUCAACAACGGGCACACAGUGAAGGGCAAGGUGGUGCCGGGGCAUCUGGAGGUCAGCGGCGGGGGGUUGAACCACACCUAUGAGGUUAUGCAGUUCCAUCUCCACUGGGGUGACACCGAGCUCCACCCCGGCUCCGAACACAUGCUGAACUACCGUCGCUACCCCAUGGAGAUGCACAUUGUGUGCCAGAAGAAAGGUCUGAACCAAAGCCAGGCCCUGAUGGACCCCACAGGCUUCACCGUGCUCGCCUUCUUCAUUAGCGCCACAGAAGAGGGCCCGCAGAAACCUUGGCAAGAUCUCACAUCCUACCUGGGAAACAUCACCUCUGCAGAUUCCGAGGUGAACGUCAGCCACAGCCUCUCCAUCAGCGACCUACUUGGCGAGGUGAACCGCACCAAGUUCUACCGCUACAUGGGUUCCCUGACCACCCCCGGCUGUCAUGAGGCAGUGAUCUGGACCGUCUUCCAGGAGCCCAUCCUGGUGCACACUGACCUGAUCAAACUCUUUCCGUCAAAGGCUCACCUGAGCAACCUCUACAGGCCGAUCCAGGAGCUUCAUGGACGCCACGUCUAUGCCUCUCCGGCCGCCACUUUGGUCGGACAAGAACACGCGUGGUGCUACGACAGUCACUGUCACUUCAGCCCAGACCUCUGGAGCACUCUGCCAGAGGCCUUUUGUGGAGGUAAGCAGCAGUCCCCGGUGGACAUCGAUUCCAAAGAGGUUAAGGAGAACUCAUCGCUGGAAGACUUCACCUUCACACACUUUGACGACAAGAAGGCCUUGAAAUACGUGACCAACACCGGCCACACAGUGAAGUUUGUGCUGAACGAUGGAGUGGAGUUGUCCAGGGGGGGUCUCGGUCACGUCUACUCCGCCCUGCAGUUCCACUUCCACUGGGGGGAUGAGUCGGACCACCCCAAGGGCUCCGAGCACAUGGUCAACUCUGUCAGGUAUCCCAUGGAGAUGCACAUUGUGCACAAGAGGAAGGAUCUGAGCAUUGAGGAAGCAAAGACCACCAAGGACGGACUGGCCGUAUUGGGGUUCUUCAUCGAGGCCACAGAUGGAGGCAAGGGGAAAAAUGCUGGGGCAGAAAGUGACCAUGCCUCAGGCACCUCAUCCCCUACCAACUACUGGACCAAGCUAACCUCUUACCUGCCGGCCGUAGGGAUCGUCGGCAGUAACACGAGUGUCACCGAGGACAUGUCUCUGGACGACCUGCUGGGGGACGUCGACCGCUCCUCCUUCUACCGCUACAUGGGCUCGCUGACCACGCCCACCUGCAACGAGGCCGUGGUCUGGACCGUCUUCAAACAGCCAAUCAAGAUCGACAAGAAGCUGGUCGGUCUGUGUGCGUGUGCGUGUGUGUGUGUGUGUGUGUGUGUGUGUGUGUGUUUUAUAGCACACCGUAUAGAUUCAACGCCACUUCACACACACCACUACGUUUGAGUGUCAAAAAAACCU
Molecule: messenger RNA, 1871 nt
Organism: Gadus chalcogrammus (walleye pollock)
Lineage: Eukaryota; Metazoa; Chordata; Actinopteri; Gadiformes; Gadidae
Exons: 16
Coding region: 165-1856 (563 amino acids)
Cellular component (GO): plasma membrane
Molecular function (GO): carbonate dehydratase activity; zinc ion binding
Source: RefSeq, a predicted model, not a curated record